This is a messenger RNA of Meloidogyne enterolobii, 301 nucleotides long. The record is from the annotation of a GenBank genome assembly. NCBI's taxonomy places the organism in Eukaryota, Metazoa, Nematoda, Chromadorea, Rhabditida, Meloidogynidae.
UUUUUUUCUAACAAUGCCGGACACUUAUCACAACCACUGUAGAUCCUCCUCUCUCAAACCAUUGCGGGUACCAUACUCCUUUCUCUUGCUCAUUAAAGGUCCUUUUGUUACCUAUUUCUGUAACUCUUUACUUCCAUCCAUUAGCAGGUUUUUUCAGACAUUCGAAACCUUUUCCCUAACAAUUUACAGGACGCAUUUCUUUUGGCCAUUCCCGGAACUCUUUUCUCACCCAUUAUGGGAAACCACUUAUCAGAUGGAUACCAAAGUUAGAAAGCCUAAAAUACAAUCAUUUAACAUAUAA